CUGAAAACCUCGCAGCGUCCCAGCACAAACACCGCUGCCCGCACCAAUCGCUCGCUCGAAGCCAGCUUAAUCAAGCAGCGAGCGCACCGGCGAUUUGCGUGGAGACUUUGCAUUGGGGGUGAGAUGGCGCUGAACGGCGGCAAGACGUUCGUGCAGGACGAGGAGAAGCAGCGGCUGCUGCUGGAGGAGCACACCGAGAAGCACUUCACGGCCGGCGAGGUGGUCCGGGACAUCAUCAUCGGCGUCUCCGACGGCCUCACCGUGCCCUUCGCGCUCGCCGCGGGGCUCUCCGGCGCCAACGCAUCCUCCGCGCUCGUGCUCACCGCGGGGCUCGCGGAGGUCGCCGCCGGCGCCAUCUCCAUGGGGCUCGGAGGGUACCUGGCGGCGAAGAGCGAGGCGGACCACUACAACCGCGAGCUGCAGCGCGAGCAGGAGGAGAUCGACACCGUCCCCGACGUCGAGGCCGCCGAGAUCGCGGACAUCCUGUCGCAGUACGGGCUGGGCCCCGCGGAGUACGGCCCCGUGGUCACCACCCUCCGAAACAACCCCAAGGCGUGGCUGGAGUUCAUGAUGAAGUUCGAGCUGGGGCUGGAGAAGCCCGAGCCCCGCCGCGCGCUGGUGAGCGCCGCCACGAUCGCGCUCUCCUACGUCGCCGGCGGCCUAGUGCCACUGCUGCCCUACGUGUUCGUGCCGCGCGCCGAGCGCGCCAUGGCCGUGUCCGUCGCCGUCACGCUCGCCGCGCUGCUCUUCUUCGGCUUCGUCAAGGGCCGCUUCACGGGCGACCGGCCGUUCCUCAGCGCCGUGCAGACCACCGUUGUCGGCGCGCUCGCCUCCGCCGCCGCCUACGCCAUGGCCAGGGCCGUGCAGUCCAUAUGAUCACCGAUCAUCAAGCAGCUAGUAAGCCUAUAUAUGUGCAGCAAGAAAAAAAAUAAGCGCAGCAAUGUAUACGUGGCUGUAUGUAUACGGUCACUGGUCAAGCUUGUAGCUGUGCAGAUGGCAACGAGUAGUGUAACUGUACUACUGCUGGUAGUGUAUUUUGUUUGCUGGUUGCGUGUAGUGUUCAAGUGACGUGGUGUUAGUGUUAUGUCUGUAAGGAGGUGUGGAUUAUUUAGGGGCGAAAUCAUGUGCGGCCUGCUGGGCUGCUGGGCUUUUGGAUCGAUUGUCAAUCUCAAUCCUGUUGCGGCAAAUGCAUGGCUGAAAUGGGCUGUAUUGAAUUGACAAGCGUAGGCCCAAAUUCAAAUUUCUCUGGGCCUUCUCUC
This is a messenger RNA of Panicum hallii, 1259 nucleotides long. RefSeq names its product vacuolar iron transporter 1.2. The transcript has 3 exons. Gene Ontology annotation, molecular function: manganese ion transmembrane transporter activity; iron ion transmembrane transporter activity. Gene Ontology annotation, cellular component: vacuolar membrane. The record is from RefSeq and is a predicted model, not a curated record. NCBI's taxonomy places the organism in Eukaryota, Viridiplantae, Streptophyta, Magnoliopsida, Poales, Poaceae. Gene Ontology annotation, biological process: intracellular manganese ion homeostasis. The coding region runs from base 124 to 876 and encodes 250 amino acids.